UCCAAGGUCUGUAUACAAAAUGUGAUUUAUAACUAUGCCCUAUGGAAAAGAGCACCCCAUUCUUGUCUUUUUGUGUUACAGAUUUGUCUUGUACAAUUUCUCAUUGAAAAUUGCCUCAGGAUAUUUGGAGAAGACAUCACUUCCCUCUUGGGCGAGAACUCAAUGAGUCGUGGUAACAGCGAGAAGGCUGCAGGUACCGGGAGUAUUUUAAUUGGCUUUAGUGAGAAGCAGACAGCAAGGUUGCCAGGGGUCAUGGGAGAUGCUUAGACAGAGCUGUUCUGGAGCCCAGAGCAUCGCCAGGGCAAGGAUUUCCAUGGGCUCCUUCUUCCGAAGGCUGGCUCACUGGUCGGGGGAGGUUCCACACUGUUGUGAGACCAAAGAAAGGACAAGAUGAGAUGUCUGACUUAAAGAAGUUUCUAGUGUAGAUCAUAAGGGCAUUAGGACACUUCAUGGUAUGCUACAGUGUUUGGGAAUUUUUUCUAACAAAAUUCUAAAUGGGUUCUCUCUCUCUCUCUCUAUAUAUACACAUAUAUAUAUAACAUCAUACAUAUAUAUGUAGUUAUAUAUAUAUAAUAUAUAAUUAGAUACUUAUUCUAUAUAAAUAUAUAAUCAUAACAUAUAUAUUUAUGUAUAUUAGAUGUGCUCUGGUUGAAUCCAGAGCAAGGGCCUUUCUUCCCCUCCCUCCUCUUUUGGCUCAGGGGCUCUUGAGGCACCACAGGAAUCCAGUGCCCUUUGAAUCGGGUUGAAAAGAACUGGGCAUCAUUGAGAAAAAAGGACUUGACUUGAUGUCAAACAACCUCUCCAGAGUGUAAAUUCCUAUGCCCCCAUUUCCCAGCUAUAUUAUAUUUGGCCAGUUAUUCCAGCUCAGCAUCAGUUUAUUCAUCUCUAAAAUGUAGGUAAAAAUAAUGUCUAAAUCUUAGAAUUGUGGUAAACACUCUAUAAGAUGAUGGAUGUAAUCCAAGAAAAACCCAUUAAUAGGAGUAGCAGAAGUGCUCCUGACACCAGAGGUAGUAUGAUUUGAGCCUAGCUAAUCACAGCUACCUGGCAGCAGUCCACCUUAGAAGGUAGACUUUCGAUUCAGAACCUGGAGACACGUAUCAUCAAUCCCUCCAUAUUUCUGACAUUUCUUGGUUUUAUGAUGCUUACCACAUUGCUUUGAGGAAAUCUAUAGGAAAAUACAAGUCAUUAGGAAUUAAGAUGAGCCUGGAGCACAUGGGUGGCUCAGUUGUUAAGUGUCUGCCUUCAGCUCAGGUCAUGAUCCGGGGGUCCUGGAAUCGACCCCCGCGUUGGGCUCCCUGCUCUGAGGGAAGCCUGCUUCUCCCUCUCCCCCUCCCCCUGCUUGUGUUCCCUCUCUCGUUGUCUCUCUCCCUCUGUCAAAAUAUGAAUAAAAUCUGUAAAAAAAAAAAAAAAAAAAGGAAAAAGAAGGUUCAGCGUAUUAAACAACAACUACUACUACUAGUACUCUCUCUUCUUCUUAGACUCCGGCCGGAAGACUGUGAAAAGCCAUUUUUUCAGAGACAGGGCCUUUUGGUGGGGCUCCCGCACUUGCCAGCUCACCCAGUGCACAGCCCCACCUUCCGCAAAGCCAGGACAGCUCUUUGGAGUUUCCCUCAUGGAUAUCUGUGAUAAAGACAACCUGCCCUUUCCAAUUCUGGAUAUGCUUUCCUUUAUUAAUCAAAAAGGGCCACUCACAGAAGGCGUCUUCCGCAAAUCAGCCAAUAUAAAAUCCUGCAGAGUCCUAAAGAAAAAACUAAAUUCUGGGGUCAAAGUGAACCCGUACAGUGAAUCUGUUCAUGUGGUCGCAUCCGUCUUAAAGGACUUUCUUAGAAAUAUCCAAGGAAGUAUAUUUUUAUCCGAUCUCUAUGACAAAUGGCUCAGUGUUAUUGAUCAAGGCAACAAAGAGGAGAAGAUAACUGCAGCCCAGAGGUAAUGAUGCCAUAAUUACUCUACUCUGGUCACAUCUCCAAAAUACACCCAACAUACUAUCAGGAAAACAUUGGCUUACGUUUUGCAGCUUUGCCUACUAAAAUCAUGACCAACGCCAAAGAGUUUCAAUUCUUCACACCCAUGGGGUCCAGCUUCAGAAUAGAGGCAUGCUUUAGGGCUAUUAUUGUUCUUCUCCUGAUCUUAUUAAUGUGGACUCCUUGGCCAUUUUACCCCUUCUGGAUCCAUGAAAGUGGUAGACGAAAUUCCCUGGUCCAAGACAGAUGCUAGAGCAUUGACUUCCAGGGCUAUGACCUUAAAAGUCUGUGAAACAUUUAACUAAGCAGAGAAGUUGUUAUCUGGCUCAGGAACUGAAUUCAGUGCAACAAUUUUGUAUACCUUCACCUGGAACUCUGCUAGAGCGGGUUGUGUGCUAGAUAUACAAGGAUGUACCCUGUACCCUGUCUCUUUUUCCAACCUCUUAAGUGGGAUCACUUACCUAAUUUAAAAGUGUGUUUUUCUGACUUUAGGCUUUUAGCCCAGCUGCCAAGAGCAAAUGUUGUUCUCUUGCGAUACCUUUUUGGAGUGCUAUACAACAUUGAGCAACAUUCCUCAUCCAAUCAGAUGACAGCUUAUAAUUUAUCCGUUUGUAUAGCCCCAAGUGUUCUUUACCCACGUGAUUCCAGCAGCUUGGAAUUGGAAGACAACUUGAUAAGAAAGGUAAUGAGAGCUCUCAUUUUUGUCCCCCAGGGGGUAGAAUCCCUACUUUGAACCAGACAAGUGCAGUAGUAACUCUGACGGAUGGAACUU
Mirounga angustirostris (Northern elephant seal) is the source of this 2733-nucleotide messenger RNA. RefSeq names its product rho GTPase-activating protein 20-like. Lineage: Eukaryota; Metazoa; Chordata; Mammalia; Carnivora; Phocidae. Gene Ontology annotation, molecular function: GTPase activator activity. Bases 1613 to 1930 code for a protein of 105 amino acids. Gene Ontology annotation, biological process: signal transduction. The transcript is spliced from 3 exons. The record is from RefSeq and is a predicted model, not a curated record.